AGAUGCGCAAUGGGAGGAGUCUUUGGAAUCAUACCCAUCCCCAACAAACAGGAUAAUUGUAGCUUUCCCCGAGUAGAGUCUUGAAAUUUGAGAUUUGGAUAAUCUAAUAUAGGGUCAUCUAAUAUCGUGAAUAAUUUUGAUUGUGCGAAUUUCGCUUAGUUUUAGUAUUACUAAUAAGCUGUACUUCAUUGUAUGUAUUAUACUUUUCGUUUUUCUUUGACUUUCCAUUUCCACCGACUUCACUUUUCUUUAGAUAAUCAAUCCCUUCCAAAAAUGGAAACUUCAGCAAUCAGCAAAAACAAGAUUGAAGUAGAACAGAUUCAGAUAGCUAUCCAACAACUUAUUGAAUCCCAACAAUCUUCUGCCACUGAACCACCCAUCACUCUAAGUGAUGAAGAACACCAACUUCUUGACAAAUUGCUUUCUCAGUUGAAAUCCUUGAAAGAAGAUGAAGCCGCCAACCAAUCUGAACCACCGGCUGAACCAAAACAGGUUCCUUCAGGUAGAGCUAGUGAAUUAGAAACAGAAGGCAAUGAUGAAGAUGAUGCUUCAAAGAGUAACACAGGAGUUGGAGCAGAAGAAGUAGUUAAACAGCUGAAAAAAAUGGAGAAACAGAACAAAACUACCCAUUGGUUGAUUACAGCUCUCAUUGUCCUGACAGUUGCUUGGCAGGUCUCUGAGGUCUCCCUCUUACUAAAGCUGAAAGAUGGAUUGACCCACCCGUUAAAAUCUGUUGGUAAUGUGUUUGCCGGGAUGAUUAAACGUCCUAAACGAAACGAAGAUGUAGCAGACAAAGGUUCAUUGUUUGCAAAGAAGACAAAUGACAGUGAAAACCCUCUUAAUAUAACCAACAUGGAUUUUUCAGGUUUGAUUAAUGGAGAUGAAGAAUGAUAGUGUUGGAUUUCUUUCUCUUUUUGUUUGGCUUUCUGAUAUUGGUUAUCUGUACAGUUCUUCGUUCAAAUGUUUAUAAGAAGUUAUUUGCUUAAAAGAAAACAUCUUGUAUGAAGUACUUCUUAUCUAUGAUGAUCAAGAUUCAAGAGCGCAUUUGUACUUGAAGUGCUACCA
Messenger RNA from Beta vulgaris subsp. vulgaris (sugar beet), 1065 nucleotides. RefSeq lists its product as uncharacterized. Lineage: Eukaryota; Viridiplantae; Streptophyta; Magnoliopsida; Caryophyllales; Amaranthaceae. The transcript has 2 exons. The coding region runs from base 193 to 891 and encodes 232 amino acids. The record is from RefSeq and is a predicted model, not a curated record.